AUGUCGGCAAAUAAAGAUGGAGACGGUGGAUGGAAGAGCUUUGUGUGGAAUUCGGAAAGGAAGGAAUUUCUAGGACGCACGGGUGGCAGUUGGUGUAAGUACAUAAAUCCGUAAUAAGCUACUUUUAAUCGACGCUUUUCGGGAUAUUAACUCGAGGAUAAAAAUGAUAAAGAGUUUUAGCCCUGUUGUUUCUGUGUAUUCUCAGAAUACUGUAACGGCACAGAGUUUCAGACUCUUUCUGUAUUUCCUGAUUGAGAAAUACAGCACCUGUUUGAUUGGACAGAGCAUGCUAUUUCGUGAAAUUCACGUUCAAUGGCAAAAUUACAGGAGAAACAUAUUAAAUGAAUUAAACGUGAUUUAUAAACAACAAAUCUGUAAAAAAUAACCUUAUAACCUAUUGAUGGAAUACGAUUACAAUAAAUGUAAUGAUAAGUAGGACUGUCUAAAAGGCAAUUUAAAUAUAUUCAGACUUUUAGGUCCAGUGAACGUUAAUAAUGUUCCUAUCCGUUAUUGUUCGUUUAACGGGGUUGAUCAUGUACAGCGAAAGCCAGAGUCUGUGUCCUUUGCCAAAGAGGUCAUUUUGAAGGACAUAAUUGACAUUAUAUGGUGGCAUUCCGGAGUGUUGGAUUGCAACUAACAUGUGCUUGUCUUGCCAAAAUGGCAUGCUUGUUUCUGGUGUCACAUACUUAGCCUAGAUUGGAGAAAAUUGAUAAAGUUGAGAAAUAUGAGUUGCUUUCUUUCUCUGAACAAGAUAAUGUGCCAAAUGACAGGGGAACAACCAUAACCUCGUCAAUUAGCUGUUUAAUCCCAAUACCGUUGUUGUUUUUAAAGGAAUCAGGGUUCAAGGUUAGUAGUCAAGGUGAUCAGGCCCUUUCGCCUGAAGCUGAUGUCAUAGUUUUGGACCGAUAGAAUGUAAUGGACAUGAAGCCAACAAUGAGCAUUGAUUUACCAAUGAGCCACUUUUCUGUUCAACUGGUGAGCUUGCAACAUUGGAACACUGACGUCAUCGUUACAUUUUUUCGAGUGGGAGACUGUUGCAGUGGGUAGCUAGUUUAUCUAUUGGCAACAUUUAGGUUUUAUCUCGGCGCUUUUUCUACAUAGGAAGAGGAAGAUCAGCUCACGACUCACAUGCUCGGUUUCUCUAGGGACACCCCCCCACAGACAACUUUGUUUCUUUUAGCAGCUACUGCUAACAAUUUGUUGCUUAAAUCAAUUCCUCGAGUUCACAUAGGUAGGGCGAUUAUUACCGUAGGCUUUCACAAUACGAGAAAAAGAAAGACUUCGAUAGUACGCUCUAGUAGGGGACACAGGAUCAAGUCAAUCGUCGACGGUUGCCAGUUGUUUCCUGAAAGCGGACAGACUAUUGUUGGUAACGCAAAGGGCGCCUGUUCACUGAGAAGUGUUGGUGUAUCUGUCGAAACUGUUGCUGUUCUUUGAAUGAAUUUAUUGAAUUCAGAAGCUCAAUGAAAGUAGCUAGCUACGUGUAGAAAGUUCCAAGGUUUCUGGCGUGUUGCCUGUGUUUGCGUAGCCUACAUAUCUCUGUCGUAGCCGGCCGCGACCGGGAGACCCAUGGGGCGGCGCACAAUUGGCCCAGCGUCGUCCAGGGUAGGGGAGGGAAUGGCCGGCAGGGAUGUAGCUCAGUUGGUAGAGCAUGGCGUUUGCAACGACAGGGUUGUGGGUUAGAUUCCCACGGGGGGUAUGAAAAAUAAAAAUAAAUAUGUAUGCACUCACUAACUGUAAGUCGCUCUGGAUAAGAGCGUCUGCUAAAUGACUAAAAUGUACAUGUAAAAUGGAUAUCGCGCAAGGUAUUAUCAAGAGCACGUCGGACCAAAUCGAUGCGCUUGUUGCAGCCUGGUCUCAUACACUAUCGUAACAUAGUAAAGUAAAUCCGGGACUGAAAAAUUAGUAUGAUAUCAUUUUACAUGAUAUGUUAUGUUUGAUAUGGUUACAUAAGACAGAUGGUUACUUAAGGCAAGAACGAAAGUCGGGUGGAUGGGUGGGUGUAUAACGUGAAUGUCUAACAACCCAAAGGUUGCGAGUUCGAAUCUCAUCACAUACAACUUUAGCAUUUUAGCUAACUACUUACUACCUUUUAGCUACUUUGCAACUACUUAGCAUGUUAGCUAACCCUUAAGUCUUUAACCUAACUCAUAAAUGUAAUCCUAACCCCUAGCCUAGCUAGAAUUCGUGACAUAUAAUACAAAUAAAUUGUAGUUCAUAACAUAUCAUACAAAAUGGGUGAUGGACAUCCACAAAUUAAUACAUACCAUACGAAAUGUAAAAUAUCAUACUAAAGGAGUGGCUCUGAUUUAUGUACAGAAUAAUAUGAAAAAGCUCUGAGACCAGGUUGCAGAGGUUAUUGCAUUUAAGUUAUUUAGCAGACGCUCUUAUCCAGAGCGAUUUACAGGAACAAUUACGGCUAAGUGCCUAAGUGCUCAAGGGCACAUCGACAGAUUUUGUCACCUAGUCGGCUCGGGGAUUAGAACCAGCGACCUUUUGGUUACUGGCACAACGCUCUUAACCACUAAACUACCUGCCGCCCCGCCCCAGGAUAAGCCUUCCAAUAACCCUUUGGCUAUGCUGGCUGUGCAGCACCAUCUCAUCUUUCGCAUCAAAUCACAAUUGGUCAUCAUCAAAAGUGGUAGGUAUAGGCUAAUACAGUAGGCUACAUUGAUUCAGGUCUUCAUUUAGUGACACUUGUAUCCAAUGACGGUGUAAUAACUAUAAUACUUGCGUCUACCCAGUGCCUAAUAGCCUUUUGAAAAGUAAGCGUAUACGGUCCCAUUGCACGAAAUAGGACAAUUAUGAUAAUCUCAGCAAUCUCUGUGCUGCUUGCCUUGAGAAAUGUGAGAACGUGCCUGAGUUGUCCAUUCACAACACAAAUGUAUGCACUCACUAACUGUAAGUCGCUCUGGAUAAGAGCGUCUGCUAAAUGACUAAAAUGUAAAGCCUGCCUGACUGUCUACCCUGCUGUUCUGGGGAGGGGAGGGGAGGGGGGGGGGGGGGGCAUAGACCGAGCUGAGAGAGAGCGAGGUUAUCACAAGGACUGGAAGGCAUUCAACAAGUCUCCUAUUGGCCAAUUAGGCCUGUAGGGGGGUUAAAGAACAUUUAAAUGGUUAACACUUGAUAAUAAUCACUUGUCUAGAGGUGAUCACAUUCACUCAGUGGUCCGACGGGUCUUUUUACAAGAGAGACGAAAGAGAGAUAGCGGUCUGAAUUGAGCUAUUCCCCCUGAGCUUCCACACAAUAUGUGGUCGUGGGUGUGAAAGAAAAACACGGAUUUGCGAGACUAAUAAAUUAAUUUAGACUUUGGAACAGGCCUAUAGAGCUGCGCCAGGUACGAAAAUGAGUUAGCCAUGGCUCAUUGGACAAUGCCUAUGGGGAAAUGAAUGGGGCUUUUGGAGGGGGUUUUGGACAAUAAGGUCUGAGGAUAACACAGGAAUAGGAUAUCAUACGUUUUGUAAUAUCAGUCAGUCAAGUAAGUAGCCUUGGCUUGUGUGAGCCGAAACGGCUCGUAGGGCAGGAGCCGAUCUCCUGUUUCUGUAGCGGGUACAAGUACAGCCCCUGGACAGGACGCCAGUCUAUCUCCUGUUUCUGUAGGGUGAGGCAGCUUGAUGUACAGUACAGCCCCUGGACAGGACGCUAGUCUAUCUCCUGUUUCUGUAGCGGGUACAAGUACAGCCCCUGGACAGGAUGCCAGUCUAUCGCAGGUCCUUACCCCCAAAUCUAUCUCCUUAAUGCUGAGUGCCAAGCAGAGACACAUCAGGUCCCAUUUUUACAGUCUUUGGUAUGACUCUGCCAGAGAUUGAACUCACAACUUCCCAGUCUCAGGACACUUUAACCACAAGGCCACCAAGACUUUAGCUGAUGAAGAUUAUCUCAUAGAACAAAAGUAUACGAUCUCCUAAGGCUGUGUUUACCACAGACCUUAUUUUAGGCGUUUAUCCAAAAACCCAUAGGUUUUGACCAACAAGCCUCUGUUAAUAGAGUCCCACAGUGGAGGUGUCAUAAUACCCAUAAAACCUAGCGGUCAAACAGGGAAAUGGUUCCAGUCGUUUUUUCCACCAUUCAUUUUUCCCAUAGGGGAUAUUAGAAACAUUUAAAAUAAGGGCUGUGUUUCGUGUAGGCUUACCCUGGCGUGAUGUUUUGAUAACUGUAAAUCUCUCUCAGACAAGGUGACUUUUAUCAAUAUAUUCGGCUCUAUUUACACUCAGUUUAAAAAAUGCUAAUUAGCAUCAAAGUAGACAUCAUGCAAGACUACAAAUCCCUGCAAGCUCCUGCACGUCAUCUCUAACAGACACCUUUGCUAACAGGUAUUGUGUCAAUUUAAAACUUGCACAAGACAGUUCACAGAAUUGUCAAUUUAAAGAAAUGUAGCCAAUUUAUUCAUUACUAAAUUUAGCUAACAUUAGAUCAUUAAUCCAGAGAUUCUUACCUUUGCCUCGAUUCGGCAGUCUCUUCCAGAUCAUCAUGGCAUUUGUAGUUCUUUAUGAUAGCCACAUUAGCAUCUAAUUAGCAUUUAAUUUUUGGGGGGUAAAUACAGGCAAAUAUAUUGAUAAGUCACCUUGCCCUAGAGAGAUUUACACGGUUUUUCAAAACGUCACGCCCUUAUUUUAAGUGUUUCUAAAAUCCCUUAUGGGAAAAAUGAACGGUAGAAAAACAAUUGGAACCAUUUCCUUGUUUGACCGCUAGGUUUUAUGGGUAUUAUGACUCAUACUGAGGUAUUCUAUGCCUGCAAAUAUACACCAUUACUAUUGGUUUCUAUAGACAGCCAUGGUCACCUUUGAUGCAACUGGUUUGCAUCUCUCUCUCUCACCCCAGAGCUCACUGCCAUGGUAACCACAGCCAGCCUCUCUCUCUCUCUCUCUCUCUCUCUCUCUCUCUCUCUCUCUCUCUCUCUCUCUCUCUCUCUCUCUCUCUCUCUCUCUCUCUCUCUCUCUCUCUCUCUCUCUCUCUCUCUCUCUCUCUCUCUCUCUCUCACACACUGUUACACUAUUAAGUUAUUCUGCUCAACCAAUGCAAUAGUAAAAGUGUUUCCUGUAGAUUGUUUUUAGUCACUGGAUGUUUUGUUAUGACCCAAGGUUAAGGGCAGCAGGGUUGAUUUACUAUUGGCCAGCCUGUCACCUUCACAGACAAAGUAACAGGUCUAUCCUGCCUGCCAGUGUGAUGUGAGGUGGGGGAGGGGUAUGAGUUUGGGGAUGUUUGGAAAUGAGACUGAUAGAGGAGAGGGACUGGUAACCAUCGACAACGAGCCAGAGUGACUCAUCCUGCUAGACUGGAAGUGUUGUUGCCCUCCGUUACUAUUGCAUCAUGGGAGACGAGAUUAAUUUCAACACACAGCGUAUGGAGUAGAGAACAGUAGAGUGGUGUAGAAUAGGGUAGGGAAUGUGCUAUAGUAGUGGAUGUGUAGGGUAGGGAAUGUGCUAUAGUAGUGGAUGUGUAGGGUAGGGAAUGUGCUAUAGUAGUGGAUGUGUAGGGUAGGGAAUGUGCUAUAGUAGUGGAUGUGUAGGGUAGGGAAUGUGCUAUAGUAGUGGAUGUGUAGGGUAGGGAAUGUGCUAUAGUAGUGGAUGUGUAGGGUAGGGAAUGUGCUAUAGUAGUGGAUGUGUAGGGUAGGGAAUGUGCUAUAGUAGUGGAUGUGUAGGGUAGGGAAUGUGCUAUAGUAGUGGAUGUGUAGGGUAGGGAAUGUGCUAUAGUAGUGGAUGUGUAGGGUAGGGAAUGUGCUAUAGUAGUGGAUGUGUAGGGUAGGGAAUGUGCUAUAGUAGUGGAUGUGUAGGGUAGGGAAUGUGCUAUAGUAGUGGAUGUGUAGGGUAGGGAAUGUGCUAUAGUAGUGGAUGUGUAGGGUAGGGAAUGUGCUAUAGUAGUGGAUGAGUAGGGUAGGGAAUGUGCUAUAGGAGUUGUUUGGUACUAGCAACAGGAGUUGUAUCUACCCUGGCAUUAAACAGGCUGUAGAAGCUACACUGAAGUUUACAGUCAAUUCAGAGAAAGUAAAACCAUAGAGAUUUAGUUUAGAGUACCAGGAAGAUGAACACUCUUAUGCCUCUCACAGGGAUUUACUGUCUUUGUAAUUAAAUAAAUAAUUGAAUGACUUCUCAUAUUGGAUCAUAAGCACUUUAUAAUGACGGCAUAAGCUUAGUUUAGAUAAGCAGAUGUUUGGUUGGUUUUUCAGCCAUUUGGAAAGUGAUUUUAUAGACAUGUCCAUUAGUUACUGGGCUCUGGUGGCAAAGGAGGACACUGAAUUAGAUUGAAAGUCAUCUCAAUCAGCAUUGUAUCCAUCUAACCCCCAAAUAACAGUAUCUAUGGUUAAAGAACAUAACUUCAAACUUGCUUUUCUGUAUUUUGAUGAUUAUUUGAAUUCUAGCCAGCCACGCCACACCAUGCAUGGCUCAGCACUUUAAACCCCAGACGUCUUCUGUUCAGCAGCCUGCCAGGCAAAUGUCUAAGGAGAGGGAAGAUUCCCUGGAAUUUCCAGUUAGAAUCAAUUCAGGCAAAAUGUUCAAAGGGGCCCUGGCGGGGUGAUGAUGGGGAAUACUGGAGUAUUGUCGCCAGUCACCACUUCACCAUGUUAGAUCUGCUAAAACAGGACGUAUCAGUACACCAUCUACUACUAAUCUGUCCCAUAUGUCCAUUUGUGAUGAAUCCCUUCUCUCUUUAUCUCCACAGUUAAAAUCUUGUUGUUCUACCUGAUCUUCUAUGGAUGCUUGGCCGGGAUUUUCAUUGGGACCAUCCAGGCCCUGCUGCUAACCCUUAGUAACUACAAACCCACCUACCAGGACAGAGUCGCCCCACCAGGUAAAGACUGCUCCACUCCCCUUAUACUGCUUUAUCUUUAUGCUGCUUUAUACUGCUUUAUACUGCUUUGUGUUGCUUUAUGCUGCUUUAUACUGCUUUAUACUGCUUUGUGUUGCUUUAUGCUGCUUUAAACUGCUUUAUGUUGCUUUAUACUGCUUUAUGUUGCUUUAUACUGCUUUAUACUGCUUUGUGUUGCUUUAUACUGCUUUAUACUGCUUUGUGUUGCUUUAUGCUGCUUUAUACUGCUUUGUGUUGCUUUAUACUGCUUUAUACUGCUUUGUGUUGCUUUAUGCUGCUUUAUACUGCUUUGUGUUGCUUUAUACUGCUUUAUUAUACUGCUGUAUACUGCUUUGUGUUGCUUUAUACUGCUUUAUGUUGCUUUAUACUGCUUUAUGUUGCUAUAUGUUGCUUUAUUAUGUUGCUUUAUAUAGCUUUAUACUGCUUUGUUGCUUUAUAGUGCUUUAUACAAUAUCCUUUUAUCAUUUUGUUAAGUGUGAUUUCCAUCAGAUGCUAAUUGAAGUGUCCAAGUAUAAAGAUGUGCUCUGGAGCUGGUCGUGAUUGGGGGAUUAUAUCAAAUCUUCAAAUCUUCAAUCAAGACACUGUUUGCGAUGUUCCGUUGGCUCAGUGGAACGAGAAAUAUUUAAUGCCAUUAUAAUUUAACGAUUAUAGCUUCUGUAGUAAAUGUGUUUUACAGAGAACAUGUAUACUGUGUACAUAAAUGGAAAUACAACCAUGAUUAAAACAUAUAGGCAUAGUAAGUAGCUGUAAAAUGUAUGGCAAAUAAUAUUGAAACUUGAAAUACAGGCCCAGAUAAAGUUCUCAAAUAUGUAAGAGAAUAUUUGAAUAGGCUUUUAUCAGAAUCGACCAUAAUGCAUUGUACCAUAUAAACCGCUGUGAAAUAUAUUUUCCAUAACCAAAAACAUUGUAUUUUCAGCUGUUAGAAGUUGGGUACAAAACCGAAAAGAAACAGACAGGAAAACUAAACUUAAGAAUGGGAAGCAUAGAAAUAGUGCAGAUAGAACAGAUCUACCUUCUUAGACUUGAUUUCAAUGAGAAUGACAGAUCUAUAACUCACAUUUCUAUGUGAAUUUGAUCGGGUUGCCCCAAAAACGUACAUAUUGCAGCUUCAAGGGCUUCUAACAUGUUACUGUUGCCCGGUCGGUGAAGGAUUGUGGUUACUGGGCCCCUUUAUGUUGCUGUUAUGUGGUUGACUGCUUAUUUCCAAGGUUUCUGUAAAAACCUGCUCCUGAACGCCGCCUCCUCCCCACUGAAGGUCCCUCUGACCUCCGACAGCUUCAGACAUUUUGUCCUUCACUCUUCCUCCUCCCCUCUUCCUCCUCCCUCCCUGCCAGCUUCCCUCCUCAGCCUUCAGCUCCGGGAAACACAGCAUUCACCGUUUUUACUGGGACUCAACUGCCUGUCUGUUCAUGAACACAUCCUUUGGAGUGGGUUCUCACACCCUGCGUGUGCACGCUCAUAUGAGCCUGUACUCCUGUAUGAGCCAGUUUGCUACAGCAGCAGAAUAAUCCUGCAGCAACAGGAAAUGUGAAUUAUCAUGUGGAUUAUAAUUAAUGGACAUUUUUGUAGGGGGUUGCUCCAUUUUUCAAAAGAGAAAAUCAAGUCUGAAAUUUCUAAGUGGAUAUUACAAACUCCAGAAGCCUUUUUAAACCUCAAAUACACUACAAGUUUUACAUUUCCUGCAACGGUUCUCCUGCAACAGGGUGAUCAAAUUAAGAUCCUAAAUCGUUACAUUCCCUGGAAAAGGCAGUGGAGGUUUUUUUCUUCAUAACGUGGAGUCAGAGAAUCAAACCUCCUAAGCCUGUUUGGAGAAAUUCUUUCUGUAAUCUUUUGAAGGCACGUUGAAAGAGUCGAAACAGUGCAGCCUUUUGUAUUAGAAUUUACUGCUUCCUUAAUCUGACUGGGAGUACAUUUAGAAGCACUGUUUCUCUCUCUCUCUCUCAAUGUAAGGGCUUUAUUGGCAUGGGAAACGUAUGUUAACAUUGCAGUAAACAAAAGUGAAAUAAACAAUAGAAAUGAACAGUAAACAUUACACUCUGAAGUUCCAAAAGAAUAAAGACAUUUAAAAUGUCUUAUUAUGUAUAUAUACAGUGUUGUAACGAUGUGCAAAUAGUUAAAGUACAAAAGGGAAAAUAAAUAAACAUAAAUAUGGGUUGUAUUUACAAUGGUGUUUGUUCUUCACUGGUUGCCCUUUUCUUGUGGCAACAGGUCACAAAUCUUGCAGCUGUGAUGGCACACUGUGGUUUUUCACCCAAUAGAUAUGGGAGUUUAUUAAAAUUGGUUUUACUCAAUAGAUAUGGGAGUUUGGCUGUGCCAAGGCCUGUUUGCACAGCACAUGCUGUCACCUAGGCUGUAUUUUUAGCAGCCAUUGUAAAAGACUGGCUUCAUGCACAUGGGCCUGUUUGCCUGUCGGCCAUUUCCCCCUCCAAAGCUGUUGACUAUCAAAGGCCGGCCCGCGCUGAGAGGCAGCAGAAACCACAUAAGUAGGUGUGGAGUGUCGUGAGUUUCCAUUGGUGGCCAGAUAAAGGAAGGAGAAGGCUCUCAUUCUGAGGCUAAAAGUUUCCAUUGUGAGUGAAGAGCACGCGAGGCUGCCGGUUGGGAGGGGGGAUGGAAGAGACUUUCACAAGCCUUGACUGGAAGUAAAACAACUUGACUAUAUUGAACAUGUGACUCCCCAUAGCAUGUGCUAGGACAUAUGUUUUGAGUAGCAUUAAGCUUUAAGACGUGAACGGUUGGUUUUCAUUGAGAUCUUACACAAUAGACACUGGAUGAGGAUUCCUAUUUGGACGUUAAAAGAGCGUGGUUAAAGAAACACAAUGACGUUUCCUCUCGUCUCGUCUCCUCCCCCUCUCUCUCUCUCAUCUCCUCCCCCUCUCUCUCUCUCUCGUCUCCUCCCCCUCGCUCUCUCUCGUCUCCUCCCCCUCUCUCUCUCUCGUCUCCUCCCCCCCUCUCUCUCUCUCGUCUCCUUCCCCUCUCUCUCUCGUCUCCUCCCCCUCUCUCUCUCUCGUCUCCUCCCCCUCUCUCUCUCUCGUCUCCUCCCCCUCUCUCUCUCUCGUCUCCCCCCCCCUCUCUCUCUCUCGUCUCCUCCCCCCUCUCUCUCUUUCUCUCGCUGUGUUCAUGCCACACCUAGCUGUGACCCUGUGUGUGCACCAGGGCUGUCAGUCCAUGGAAAAUUACUGCCACAGUUUAAACAGAGCCCAUCUGAAGAGAACGAUUAGACACAGAGGGAGGGGAGGGGGGGGGGGGUGUCGAGGCUUUUAUGAUUUUAUUCACACUAACGGAAAUUAAUUAAUGGUUAACCAUCAUUUAUAGCUAAAAAUGAAUUUUGAUUUAAUCUCAAAGAAAGUCACUUAAUUCAGGAUUAUAUAUAUACCUAUUACAUUGGUAUGUAGUGUUUGGGGGUGGUAGGACCCACUUUGGGUUUCAGUAGACCUUUUGAAUGGGCCAUUUAUAAUCCUGUUAGAUGCCCUCUCCAUCUGGCAAAUCUUCCUCCCUAGUUCUCUACUCACAGACUGAUUCAUGAAUGAGGACUCAUUCUAUUUCUAUGAUUAUACUGAUCUCUUAUCUAGGGAUUUUUACUUCUGUCUGUCAAAUAAUAAGAAUACAAAUAAUAACAAUCAGAAUAAUACAUUUUAUUUGUAGAGCGCUUUUCACUUACAGACAGAAAUCACAAAUCUCUUUACAUGUCUCAUCUGUAUCAUCCAUACUAACCCAGUGUGUUGUCUACCUACAGGUCUGUCAUCCAUACUAACCCAGUGUGUUGUCUACCUACAGGUCUGUCAUCCAUACUAACCCAGUGUGUUGUCUACCUACAGGUCUGUCAUCCAUACUAACCCAGUGUGUUGUCUACCUACAGGUCUGUCAUCCAUACUAACCCAGUGUGUUGUCUACCUACAGGUCUGUCAUCCAUACUAACCCAGUGUGUUGUCUACCUACAGGUCUGUCAUCCAUACUAACCCAGUGUGUUGUCUACCUACAGGUCUGUCAUCCAUACUAACCCAGUGUGUUGUCUACCUACAGGUCUGUCAUCCAUACUAACCCAGUGUGUUGUCUACCUACAGGUCUGUCAUCCAUACUAACCCAGUGUGUUGUCUACCUACAGGUCUGUCAUCCAUACUAACCCAGUGUGUUGUCUACCUACAGGUCUGUCAUCCAUACUAACCCAGCGUGUUGUCUUCCUACAGGUCUGUCACACACCCCACGCUCUGAAAAGUUUGAGAUCUCUUACGAUAUCAACGAUGUGGAGACGUAUCAGAAGUACACCAAGAGCAUCAAGGAGUUCCUGGAGAUGUACAAUGAGGAGAAGCAGAGUGACCAGAUGAAGUACGAAGACUGUGGAGGC
Coregonus sp. 'balchen' is the source of this 11149-nucleotide messenger RNA. Lineage: Eukaryota; Metazoa; Chordata; Actinopteri; Salmoniformes; Salmonidae. The record is from the annotation of a GenBank genome assembly.